GUUUACUUUCUCAAUCAAACAUGGCCGCCUUAGCAACCGCUCUAUUCGACGACGAACUGUUCACGGAUGAGGAAGAGUCUUGUGUCCCACCUACCACCGCGUCUUGCACGGUAAGAAAGCAGAAAAGGUUGAACAGGGAGGAAGUCGGUCGCUUUCUGCGGGAGGCAGAGAAGAACAGGAGGCUGAUUGAAAAAUUGGAGAAAGAGAGAGCCCUGACUGUUCUGUGCAGAAAGAAUGCCUGGACGGAUGUCAUUGACGAACUUGAGGAAUAUGAAAAAAUACUGCAGAAAGAAAGGUUUUCUCAAAAGAUGAUCCUUCAGAAGCAGCUAGUGAAGAUCAAUAAUGGUGUGAAGAAAUUUCAGAAACACCUAACUGAUGUCAAGCCAUCUCCUGAAUUGAUUGAAAGACUUAAAGAAAUAAUGUUAGAUGUGGAAGUGUCGAUAAAUGCUCUAAAGGAGGAGCAGUGUUUACGCUUUGAGGAAUAUUCAAAGGAGGAGCUGACGUGCAAGCAGGAAGUUGUUGCUUAUGAGAGGAAGUUUAAAAACUGGAGUCUUCUUGUCAAGUCAAACCCUAAAUUACCUGCAGCUUCUACUCUGAAGGCCAACCCCUUCAACAAAAAUCUCCCUGCCGAGGUCAAAGCUUUGGAGGAUUUCUUGCAGAAGACUGGAGGGCCUCAUGGAGGCUGGGACCAAUUUGAUCACCAAGCGUUCUUAAGAGUCUGGAUGAAGCACGGUGGGCGGUCAUCAUACAGGAAAGAGGCCAAACUCUACCUGCCGAGUAAAACACAGGAGGAGAUCCAGCAACAUAACGACUGGCAUCAGGAGCUGCUUUACCUGCAGGACAAAAAGAGAGAGGCUAUUCAACGCUGGAAAACCAGUAAAGAUAAAGAACGUCAGAUGAGGAUCCAAACUCAAGAGGAAAUGGAGGAGGCACAAAGCAAAGAGAGGAAGGUCAAGAACUUGGCUGAGCAACAGCAGACCGAGGAGGAGAGAAUGGAGGUAGCACGGUGCCUGGAGGAAUGGAAGAAAAAGAAAAAACGAAAAGAGGAAGAAGAAGGAGAACAGAAACUGGCUGAGGAGAUUACCAAGAGAAAACAAGCAAAGGAGGAGCGCCGCCGCCAGCUGGAAUUAAAGAUGGCUCUUGAGGAGUAUCUGCGAUUGAAGCGUGGGAAAGAGGAGAAGCAGGAGAAGAGAAAAAGAGAGAAGGAACAGAGGGAAUGGGAGGAGAAGCGAAGAGAGGCAACAAAAGUCAUCAAAAGCUUCAGUGAAAGGGAUCUUCACAAGGUGGAGGCAAAGCUUCAUGAGAGGCAACUGAGGGAAAAGGAGGAAGAGGAAAGACAGAGAAGAAUCAUAGCUAAGCUAAAGGAAAAGAUGGAUGGUCAUGUGAACAGAGACCCCUCCAGGCUGAAUCGCCCCACUAAAGGAUGGGAGGAAAGGAUGAAACACAGUGAACCUUCAGGUCAAGGACCCAUGCUACAGAUGUUUCACAGAGCCAUCCCCUCUUGGAGACAAGGGCUGUGAUGUCACUAUGAGCCGAGUACUGCAAUUUUCCACAGUUUCCAGAGCCUCUAUUGGACUUAAAUCUUUUUUUGUUGUUUUGACACUUUUGUUAUAAUGGUAAAGUAUUUCCAAAUAAAAUAUUGUUUUUCUCU
Messenger RNA from Xiphophorus maculatus (southern platyfish), 1651 nucleotides. RefSeq names its product coiled-coil domain containing 112 (gene ccdc112). The record is from RefSeq and is a predicted model, not a curated record. The coding region runs from base 21 to 1520 and encodes 499 amino acids. NCBI's taxonomy places the organism in Eukaryota, Metazoa, Chordata, Actinopteri, Cyprinodontiformes, Poeciliidae. The transcript has 14 exons.